UUGCAACCCCGCAACCCGCAAUUGGCCCCUCGUUACUGUAACUACCGUACCUAGUACAAGAUACAGUACACGAGACCGCUUCUCAAAUUCUCCUGUCGCGAACGCUACCGCCUCAUCUCUCAACUACUCUAUACCCGGCGCAAAAUCUCAAUCAUGUCGUCCGCAGCCAACCCUUCCGCCCAGGCGAACAGCAGCAGCUGGACCGCCUUCCUCAAGUCCAUUGCCUCCUUCAAUGGUGACCUCUCUUCGCUCACUGCGCCUCCGUUUAUCCUCUCUUCUCAGUCUCUUACCGAGUUCUCUGCCUACUGGGCCACGCACCCUCCCGUCCUGACCGCCCCUGCUGCCGAGUCUGAUCCCGCCAAGCGUGCUAUGCUCGUUCUCAAGUGGUUCCUUUCAACUCUCAAGCACCAAUACGCCAGCCGAAGUGAGCAGUUUGGAAACGAAAAGAAGCCUCUGAACCCUUUCCUGGGCGAACUUUUCCUCGGCACCUGGUCCGACGAAGCUGGUGAGACCACUCUUGUCUCAGAGCAGGUCAGCCAUCAUCCUCCUGCCACUGCAUACUGUAUUCGCAACAACAAGACUGGUGUUGAGCUUGAAGGUUAUAACGCCCAAAAAGCCACCUUCAAGAGCACCAUCAUCGUCAAGCAAAUCGGACAUGCCGUCCUGCGCGUCCCUCUUGCCUCUGGCGAAAUCGAGUCCUACCUGAUCACCCUUCCCGGCCUGCAUAUUGAGGGUUUGAUCUUUGGUGCUCCUUUUGUCGAGCUUGAUGGCUCAAGUCACAUCACUAGUUCCAGUGGCUUUACCUGCAAGAUCGACUACAGCGGCAAAGGAUGGCUUUCCGGUAAGAAGAACACCAUCGUUGCCAGCGUCUAUCCUACAGGCAAGGAGAAGGAUGUUCUCUACAACGUCACCGGCCAGUGGAACAAGUCUUUCGAGGUCUACUCAGGUCCCGCCAAAUCCAACUCCAAGUCUACCCUCGUGAGCACAUACGACGCCGUCAGCACCGCUCAGACUGAGCUCCACGUCGCUCCCAUCGAUCAGCAGCAUCCUCUCGAGUCCCGUCGUGCUUGGUCUCGCGUAGCCGAAGCAAUCCAAAAGGGUGACAUGGACACAACUGGCGCUGAGAAGGGCAAGAUCGAGCAUGCUCAGCGCAACAUGCGCACCGUGGAGCGCUCGGAGGGUCGCACCUGGGAUCGCCAAUACUUCACUGCUGUCGAGGGACAAGAUCCCGUCCUUCAGCAACUUGGCAACGUUGUUGGCGUGCCCGCCGAUGGCGAGGCUGAUAAGACUGGUGGUCUCUGGCGAUUUGAUAAGGCCAAGGCCGAUGCCCGUGUUGCUAAGCAGCUCACCCAGGACGACAUUGCUCAGAUGGAGAAGGAGCUUCUUGGGUGGUAGUCACAACCAAGUGUACAGUCUUGACGCAAUACCAGAUGGCUCGAACCUGGUUAUAAUGCAUGGAAGCAGAAUAGGAGUAGCGAAAGGAACAUAGCGGGCUCAAAAGAGGCGGUGGUUACAGGUUAGAUUAAAGGGCGCUGACACAUGCUCUUCAAGAGACGGACGAUUCGUAAAGAACCAGCAGGCCGGAAGGUGUUGGUUUGUAUGAUACUAAACAGUUUAUGUACGCUCUACGAUUAAUGACAUGGUUUUCAUGUACUUCGCUUCGUUACCAGCAGCUAAAACAUCAUAAAGACAAUAUGGCAACUACCUGGACAUGGUUAUCGCAAUAGCAUAGUUAUACAUUCUAUAAUCGA
Fusarium graminearum PH-1 is the source of this 1751-nucleotide messenger RNA. RefSeq lists its product as uncharacterized. The transcript is spliced from 2 exons. Lineage: Eukaryota; Fungi; Ascomycota; Sordariomycetes; Hypocreales; Nectriaceae. The record is from RefSeq and is a predicted model, not a curated record. Bases 154 to 1395 code for a protein of 413 amino acids. Gene Ontology annotation, molecular function: oxysterol binding. Gene Ontology annotation, cellular component: intracellular membrane-bounded organelle; cytosol; membrane. Gene Ontology annotation, biological process: endocytosis; exocytosis; piecemeal microautophagy of the nucleus.